Alosa sapidissima (American shad) is the source of this 2366-nucleotide messenger RNA. RefSeq names its product 2-oxoisovalerate dehydrogenase subunit alpha, mitochondrial-like. Gene Ontology annotation, molecular function: oxidoreductase activity, acting on the aldehyde or oxo group of donors, disulfide as acceptor. Gene Ontology annotation, biological process: branched-chain amino acid catabolic process. NCBI's taxonomy places the organism in Eukaryota, Metazoa, Chordata, Actinopteri, Clupeiformes, Clupeidae. The transcript is spliced from 9 exons. The record is from RefSeq and is a predicted model, not a curated record. The coding region runs from base 208 to 1545 and encodes 445 amino acids.
AUGGAAACAGGCGGUUGCAUGAAGAUGAUUAGUAUUUAACUUCAAAGGAUAAAUCACAAUAUAGGCUAAAGGUUAGAUUUACGAGGAAAAUAAGUAGGCUAGAACUAUAUUUUCUCAUCACAUUGCAUUGGCGGAAAUAUCAGAAUUUGUAGGUAGCCUCCUCUACGUAGCGUGUGGACCCGACAGCCUCCGCAUUUCAGCAGAAAGAUGGCGGCAAUCAGAGGAGUGAGACUAUUCAGAAUUGGAUGCUAUGCCACUCGGCAGAAUCCAACGUCGAAAACACCCCGAUACCUUCAACUACGGGAGUUCCGCGUAAAUGGAGUUCACCGGCAGCAACCCUUUGACUCCUCAGCGGAAAAGCCACAGUUUCCUGGAGCAUCUGCUGAAUUUGUCGAUCAGCUGGAGUUCAUCAAGCCCAAUGUAAUCUCGGGGAUUCCUGUGUACAGAGUGAUGGACAGACAGGGACAGAUCAUCAAUCCCUCAGAGGAUCCACAGCUGACUAAAGAGCAGGUCUUGAAUUUCUAUCAGAAGAUGACAUUACUGAACACCAUGGAUCGCAUCCUGUAUGAAUCUCAGAGACAAGGUCGUAUCUCAUUCUACAUGACUAACUAUGGUGAGGAGGGAACACAUAUUGGAAGUGCUGCAGCAUUGGAUCCCAAUGAUCUUGUCUUUGGCCAGUAUCGUGAAGCUGGUGUCCUCAUGUACCGUGGCUUCCCAUUGGACCUGUUCAUGGCACAAUGCUAUGCAAAUGUUGAUGACCUCGGGAAAGGCAGGCAGAUGCCAGUCCACUAUGGUAGCAAAGACCUGAACUUUGUCACAAUCUCUUCUCCGCUGGCAACUCAGAUUCCACAAGCUGCUGGGGCCGCCUAUGCCUUGAAGAGGGAGAACAAUAACCGUGCAGUCAUUUGCUUCUUCGGAGAGGGGGCAGCAAGUGAGGGUGAUGCCCAUGCUGGGUUCAACUUCUCGGCCACACUGGAGUGUCCGCUAAUUUUCUUCUGUCGUAACAACGGAUAUGCCAUCUCUACACCUACCAAUGAGCAGUACAGGGGUGAUGGCAUUGCUGCUCGUGGCCCUGGCUAUGGGAUGAUGUCCAUCCGUGUAGACGGCAAUGAUGUCUUUGCAGUUUACAAUGCAACAAAGGAGGCUCGUCGCAGGGCCGUUGCUGAGAACCAGCCCUUCCUUAUAGAGGCUAUGACAUAUAGGAUUGGUCACCAUAGCACCAGUGAUGACAGCUCUGCAUACCGCUCAGUGGAUGAAGUAAACUACUGGGACAAGCAAGACCACCCCAUCUCACGCCUGCGUCACUACAUGAACGCACGCAACUGGUGGGGUGAGGAAGAAGAGCGAACCUGGAGGAAACAGUCUCGCAAGCUGGUCAUGGAAGCUUUUGAGAAGGCUGAGAGGCGGCUGAAGCCCAAAGUUGACCUGCUCUUCUCAGACGUGUAUCAGGAAAUGACUCCCAACUUGGAGAAGCAGAAGGAUGCUAUGUGGAGACAUAUUCAGCAGUACAAAGAGCAUUACCCUAUUGACCUUUAUGACAAAUAAAAUAGCUGGACUAAAUUUGGAAUAUUAGGACUGGUGUGUUGGUUGAAAUAUUGUAGUGAUUAUAUAUGUGUGUGUGGGUGUGGGUUAUAGCAUCAUGAGAAAUGCUGGACCAGAUGGUUGAGAAUGGGAUGGUGUUCACGUUCUCCACCAGGGGCCUCAACAAUAUUGUAUUUUAGUGCCUUGAAAUGCAUUGCAGCUUUUCAAAUCUGGAAUGACUGCUCAUCACAAAUAGAAACUUGUAAUUUGUAAGAAAUAGAAAGUGAAGCAUUUAAUUGUUACAUAAAUGCUGUGGUCCUCAUAUAAUUCAUAUUGGUUAUUUAUUCUACUCUUGGUUGUUUAUGAGGUGUUUCGGAAACACAACUCCCAAGGUCUCAUUUGAAAAAAAAUUGCGUUGUCACAUCUAUCCUGGUUUUUCCCCAUUCUUCAACCAGUCUGAUAAGUUGUUAAAGUAACACUGAGUUUUUUUUUUUUAGUUUUUUUUUAUUGGUUAUUUAAUUUCCUGUUCAACGUUCUAUAGACACAUUAUUUAGUCUUUAGUCUUCUGAGCUAGGAAAAAAAAACAUUCUUGAGGAAAAAUUCAGUUGGAUUGUUUUUUUUUCCAAAUUGAAAUUUUUGCAAUUCCAAUCACAUAUCAGUAUUGUCUUUGUGAAAUGAUAGAAAAUCAACUCUAACUUUAACAAAGUAACAGGCCAUUGGCAAGACAUAUUUGUAAUCUUGGUGCAAUUUUGGUUUGAGGUCAAAACAGUAUUUAAAACCACUACAUAUAGGGAUGGGGAUAAACAGUAGCUGUGACUUUUCGGAAUAAAUGACAUUCUAAAAUA